Molecule: messenger RNA, 2009 nt
Organism: Penaeus vannamei (Pacific white shrimp)
Lineage: Eukaryota; Metazoa; Arthropoda; Malacostraca; Decapoda; Penaeidae
Gene: lama
Product: lamina ancestor
Biological process (GO): phospholipid catabolic process
Cellular component (GO): extracellular region
Molecular function (GO): glycerophospholipase activity
Source: RefSeq, a predicted model, not a curated record
GACGCAAUGAAAACAAAAGAUACAGGCCAAACAGGAUGUCAUUGAGAGAACAAAAGACAAAACCUCUUGACGCAGUUUUCGGCGAGUCAGUGGCCGGCGAAGACGCGAGAGGUGAGGAGGUGAACUACGUUUCUGCCUUGGUUAUUUUGAAAAACCAACCAUGACAGGGCAAGGGGCAUGUACAAGCACUUUCCUGGCCCUCUUGGUCCUUGCCAUCCCAGCCUCACCUGCACUCCUGAGCGUGUCAUAUGACGGCACAAAUUUCCACCUCAACGAUGGAAUUACUAAGAAUUGGGUGGCACGAGGGAAUUUCACUGACCAUACAUUUGAAGAUGGAUGGGGAUACCUGGAAGUAGAGACCAACCCAGCAUAUCCUGACACGAUUCAGGCAUACGCAGCUGGCUUUGCUGAAGGUGCUUCUUCGCAGGACAUGAUUUACAAGUCGUACAGGAACACCUUAGAAGGAUUUUGUGAGUGGAAGUCCCAAAAAUUUUGUGACAAUCUAAGGGAAUUUUUGAAGAAGAAUAUGCAGUGGAUGAAGUCAAUGAUUGCACUAAAAAGGCAGUCUUGUCCGGUGUUUUAUAAUAUUGACCUCAUCCUGACCCAAAUGAAUGGGGUUGCAGAUGGUUACAACAAGACAGGAAAAUUUCCCAUUCCAGAUGAGGCUAUUUUGUGGAUGAACCUCUUAGGGGAUAUCGAGGACCUGGAAUCUGCCUUGGAUCCUAGCCUGAGCAACAUGAGCAUUGAAGACUUUGUCAAGUCAGGACGAACCUUAGGCGAUGGACACUGCUCUGCUCUUGUCAAAGUGCUGCCAGGCAACACAGACCUCUAUGUCUCGCACGUCACCUGGAACACGUACCAGUCCAUGCUAAGAGUCCAGAAAAAGUACAUCCUGCCCUUCCGAAGAACAGGAUCAUCUGACCCCAGUGACACUAUCCCCGGCCACACCGUUGCAUUCUCAUCAUACCCGGGAAUCCUGUCGUCUGGAGAUGACUUCUACGUCCUCUCAUCGGGACUUACCAGUCUGGAAACUACCAUUGGAAACGGCAACCCAGCACUGUGGAAGAAUGUCACUGCAACUGGAGAGCUAAUGGAAUGGAUGCGGACAAUUGUUGCCAACCGUUUAGCCACAGAUGGAAAGAGUUGGGCCAAGUUCUUCUCCAUGCAUAAUAGUGGGACUUACAACAACCAGUGGAUGGUGGUUGACUACAAGCUGUUUAAACCAAGGAAACACAUUAAACCUAAUACAUUAUGGGUAUUGGAGCAACUCCCAGGCAUUGUACUGUCGGGUGACCAGUCUCACAUCCUUCGGUCUCAAUCUUACUGGCCAAGUUACAAUGUCCCAUUCUACCCUGAGAUCUUCAACAUGAGUGGAGCUCCUGCUAUGGUUAAACGUUAUGGGGACUGGUUCACUUACGAUAAAACUCCAAGAGCUCUGAUUUUCAAGAGGGACCAUGUGAAAGUAAAAAACAUCCGUUCCAUGAUUAAGCUGAUGCGUUACAAUGACUUUCAGCAUGACCCCCUCUCCCGCUGCAACUGCACUCCUCCAUUCAGUGCUGAAAAUGCCAUUUCUGCCAGAAAUGACCUCAACCCCAAGAAUGGGACAUACCCCUUUGGAGCUCUGGGCCACAGGUCACAUGGGGGCACAGACAUGAAGAUGACCACCUCAAGCAUGGCUAGUGGACUAAAGUUCUUGGCUGUGAAUGGACCCACUUAUGACCAGCAACCAAUUUUCAGAUGGAGCGAGCAGGAUUUUGCAAAGGACACCCCACAUUACGGACACCCUGAUGCAUGGGCUUUCCCUGUUAUUGGACAUAAAUGGGUUUGGUAAUACACUUGGGUGAAAUGCAGCUUCAAAUACUGGCAUCUGAAGCAUGUGUAUAUAUGAAUUAACAUUUUAUAGUAGUGUAUGCAAAGUAUAUGUUGAUGUUAGAUGUGUCCAAGAAUAAAUUCUGUGAUACAAAGGUGUGAUCCUGUACAUUUUGGGGUUAAUAAAGUGAAUCUCUUUA